AUGGCGGAGCCAGCGCAGAAGAAGGCUCGCACUUCCCGCACCUUCCUCUUCUCCUCCGAGUCGGUGAACGAAGGCCACCCGGACAAGAUCUGCGACCAGGUCUCCGAUGCCGUCCUCGAUGCCUGCCUGAAGGUGGACCCCAAGAGCAAGGUGGCCUGUGAGACGGCCACAAAGGACAACAUGGUCAUGGUGGCUGGUGAGAUCACCACAGGGGCAAAGCUGGACUACGACAAGGUGGUGCGUGGAGUCGUUGCGCAGAUCGGCUUCGACAGCUUCGUGGAUGAUCUUUCCAGCGUGGACAGCAAGGGCCUGAGCCACAAGACCUGUGAGGUGCUGGUCCGCAUCAACAAGCAGAGCCCGGACAUUGCCGGCGGAGUGCAUGUCGGUAAGGACGAAAUGGAUGUGGGAGCUGGGGACCAGGGAAUCAUGUUCGGUUAUGCAAGCGAUGAGACUUCGGAUUGCAUGCCGCUGACCCACUCCAUGGCCACAAGGCUCGGCAAGACCCUGACAGAAGUGCGCAAGAGCGGCGAGUGCUGGUGGCUGCGACCUGACGGCAAGACGCAGGUAACGAUCGAGUACAUGCAGCACCCG
Symbiodinium necroappetens is the source of this 591-nucleotide messenger RNA. The record is from the annotation of a GenBank genome assembly. NCBI's taxonomy places the organism in Eukaryota, Dinophyceae, Suessiales, Symbiodiniaceae.